UUGAAUGUUUUUGUCAACUACCAAGUGGGACCAGAAAAUAAAAUAAUAAGGUGUCUCAUGUUAUUCCACCCCACCAGAGUCCGUAUAUAAAAUAAACAUGUUUGUAUACCGACUCUGCACCCCACUAUAUCUCUAGUAUAGGCCGUGAUUGCUGUAACGACCAUCAUUAUAUAAAAAUAAAACAGGUCCGCGUUUAUUUAAGUCGGCUGAAGUCUCGGUUAGUUUUCUUUUAAAAUGACCACCGAAAAGGGGGAGCGGCCGAGUAAGAUUCUGUGCGUUGGAUUAAUCUGUGUUGAUGUCGUAUCAAUUACGAAGCACUAUCCGGACGAAGGCUCUGAUUACCGGCUGUUGGGAACCCAUUGGCAGAAAGGAGGCAAUGCAGCAAACUCAAGUGCAGUUCUCAGCAUUUUGGGAAAUAAAGUUGAUUUUUUUGGAGCUAUUCCUAUUCCAAAGAAAUCAGACAUACAUGGAACCAUAUGUGUUGGGUACAUAAAAGAUCGGAUGGAUUAUUAUAAUGUGGGAAUGGACAAUGUGGUUGAAAGACCUGGGGAGGCUUUGCCUUUUUCUACUGUCCUUAUUAACAAUGAAACAGGCUCCAGGACCAUUCUACACUAUAGAAAAGGUUUACAAGAAUUGUUGUAUGAAGAUUUUAAGAAGGUUGACAUCAGCGAAUACUCGUGGAUACAUUUUGAGGGUAGAAACAUUGAAGAAGUGGUAAAGAUGAUAGACAGAGUUGUAAAAUACAAUGAUGACAAUUGCCACUCAAAAAUUACAAUUUCGGUUGAGCUUGAAAAGCCAAGAAGAGCAAAUUCUUGUUUGCUGCUUCCACAUGCAGAUCUGGCUGUAAUUAGUCAAGAUUACGCUGAAUUCAACGGACAAUCAAGCGCCAUAGAUGCAGUUGAUUAUUACAGAGCAAAAUGUAAAAAGGGCGCUUCUGUCGUGUGCGCAUGGGGUUCCGCCGGCGCGGCAUCUGGAGUAGCUGGCUUACCAAAAUCAUCUGAAAUGACGGACGCCUUUCCUCCCGAGCGUGUUGUGGACACCCUUGGGGCCGGGGACACGUUUCUCGCGGGACUUGUGCAUUCUGUUUCCCGCGGCCACCCGCUUUUGUCGUCGGUAAAAUUCGCGUGCAGACUUGCGGGUUGCAAAGUCGGUUUCUACGGAUACGAAGCGUUACGAGAAUUUAACUACACCAACGGAAAGUAAACCAGACAAGUUCAAAAAGUCAGGAUCUUAUUCAAGUAGGAUUCAAACCUGGAAAUCCGGUGUCAUAUUUACCUGUGUUUCAUUUUUAGUACUUUUUUAGAAAACAGCAUGCCUAUAUUUGAUUAUUAUUUUUAGCCUAUUAUUUUAUGAAUAUUCAGCCCAUUAUAAAUCGAAAGCGGGCAUGAGGUGUUACAUAUAUAUGCUUCAUGAUAAAAAAAAUCAUCCUGUUAUAGCUCGACAGUGAGCACGGGGUAAAUGAAUAGUACUCCGAUAGUUAGGAGGUUAUUGCGAGUUAUCGCAGAAGGCAAUCUAGCGCAUUUUGUAAAACCAACCUAAAAGCGCGUUUACUAAUUGUAGUUGCUGUGAUCCCCGCUUACCAAUUAUUACUACCCGUCUUUCGUGCACUGAACAGUAAACUUGUGUGGAGUGCGUUGCACAGAAGGUUAAGUUAAGCGGUAAAAGAGUGGUGUAAGCCUAUAUUGAAACAGCAAUCGUAAGUUAUAUUGAAUAUUUUGACGCCCUUUAUUUAUGCGUUAGGAAAUAUUAUGUAACAAUGUAGUACGAUUUUAGACCCUAUUAAUACUUGUAUAUAUUCGUAUUGUACAUUUAACAUGAUAUACUAAUUGUUAGUUUGUGUUAGGUACUUUUAAAAUGCUAAAUUAAAUGUUUAGUACUGUAUGAAAUAACUGCCGCAUCUAAUAUUUAAUAACAGUUAUAACUUUUGAAGUUGCUCUCCCAAGCGACGAUAAAUAAGUAAUGUUCAUUUAAUUGAUGUGUAUAUCACUUGGUGUAUAUAGACUAAUUGCAUGUUUCUUCGAUGUGGCCUCCAUAAUGUUGUACGUGCUAUAUCACUAUGAUAGGUAAUAAUGCGAAAUGCUUUGUGUUACAGUCAUCAUAAUAUUUUUCAUUAAUAUUUAAUGGCGAUAUUUCUGACUGAGUUUCUUUUCGCAUAUGUCGCGUAUAUCGCAGUUUGUGAUAAACUGUAUAUUACUCUAGUUGAAGAUUUUACAUGAACGCUAAAAUCGUUAACCAAGAUAUAAUAUAGUAGAAUGGGGAAAGAUGGGACACCUUUUAUUUUGUCGUCAGAUUUGAUAGUAAACAAAGAAAAUUCAAGAAAUUGUAAAAUUCUCACGAAUCCCUUUAGGCCGUUAAUUGCUUGAAACACGAUCAGUAUAUUUGGCUAUUAUGAGCUAUAGAGGUUUCCCGCCUUCCCCCACCUACUGUAUAAAGAAUAUCAGAGUUUUAAAUUAAGGUAAUAUUGAUUUUUCAUUAAUAAUCGCCACUGUAAUUAGGUAUUGAAAUUAAAGUAUCUCCAUGUCUGAUUAAUGUGACGUUCAUGUUGUUAUAUUCAGUGAUUUUUAACUUUGUGCUUAAUGUUUUCAGUUGAUUAAAUGUUGGCGUGUUUCUGUCGGUGCAAAAAAUAAAAUAGGCGACACUUA
Molecule: messenger RNA, 2642 nt
Organism: Ciona intestinalis (vase tunicate)
Lineage: Eukaryota; Metazoa; Chordata; Ascidiacea; Phlebobranchia; Cionidae
Source: RefSeq, a predicted model, not a curated record